This is a messenger RNA of Ixodes scapularis (black-legged tick), 7405 nucleotides long. Its product is annotated as plexin-B. The transcript has 35 exons. Gene Ontology annotation, biological process: negative regulation of cell adhesion; regulation of GTPase activity; regulation of cell shape. Lineage: Eukaryota; Metazoa; Arthropoda; Arachnida; Ixodida; Ixodidae. The coding region runs from base 1 to 5847 and encodes 1948 amino acids. Gene Ontology annotation, molecular function: protein binding; semaphorin receptor activity. The record is from RefSeq and is a predicted model, not a curated record. Gene Ontology annotation, cellular component: semaphorin receptor complex.
AUGUUGCCGGCCACCGGCUGGAGCGGACGGGCCGCUUCGGAACGCCGCCGUAGCCAUCGACGCCACCUCCCGCCUCUGCCACCUUGGGUGACAAGGGUCUCGUGGACGGUCACGCUGGCCGCCGCUGUCCUGGCGGCUGUGGGUGCAACGUCUCCGACGCCGCAAGCGCGGAACGAGACGUCCAGCUUACUGGCUUCGUACACUACGUUCAACGAGACGGUGAACUUCACGCACUUCGUCGUGGAUACGCACACGGGAAAGGUGUACGUCGGAGCCACCAACUGGCUGUACCAGUUCAACGCGUCCUUGGAGCUCGAGGCCGCUGUACAGACCGGGCCCGUGGAGGACAGCGUGCUUUGCUCGCCGUCUGACUGCAGCGGCGUUGAGGCUGAACUGACUGAUAACAUCAACAAGGUUCUGGUCAUCGACUACAAGGCACGAAAGCUGAUCGCGUGCGGCAGCGUUCACCAGGGCGCCUGCCGACGACAUCAACUAGACGACAUCACUCAGCAAGACGCGCUUGUGCCCAUCCCCGUAGCUGCGAAUGAUCGAAACUCGUCGACGUACGCCUUCAUCGGGCCCUCGCACUACCAUGGGCACACGUCACGUGCCCUGUACGUCGCAACAACCAACAGUCGGCAAGGACCUUACCGGGACAUGGUACCGUCCAUCUGCAGCAGAAGUCUCGACGACCGUCGGCGCCGCGAUCGCAACCUUUUCGGCAUCAUCGAGCAGUCUUUCUCUGCGACUGCUCGAGUGGACAUCGCAAACCACAUCAAGGACUACUACCUGGUACACUACGUGUACGGAUUUCACACGGACCACUUCGCCUACUUCGCCACGGUGCAACGAAAAAGCCACCUAAGGGCGUCUGAGGAACUCGGAUACGUCAGCAGACUCGCGAGGGUUUGCACUUCGGAUCCGGCGUACAGUACCUAUACGGAGAUCACGCUCCAGUGUCUGGGUCCGGACGGCACAAACUACAACCUGUUAACGGACGCGAGUGUGAUGGCCGCAGGUGAAGACGUAGCCGAUGAACUCGGGCUUCAAGUGGGGGCCCCCGACAGCAGGGUACUCGUCGGCGUGUUCGUGGCAAGCGCCGACCAUACAACAAGACCCAGUCGGAAGUCGGCAGUCUGUCUGUUCGCCAUGACGGACGUGGAACAAAAGUUCACGGAGAACGUCCACAUGUGUUACAACGGUAGCGUGCUCACGAGAAAUAUGGACUACAUCGCUGGGAGCAUCAAUCAGUGCCCGGAGCCUGGGAAAGCCGGCAACAUCAUCAACUUUUGCAACGAAACUGUCAAACUGAGCGGAUCUGUGCCCAUCUCGGCUCAUGCCGCCAUCACCUACUCGAACGACACCCUGACAUCGUUGGCCACUGUCCUCGUAGGCCAGCACAACGUGCUCUUUGUAGGCACAGCGAAAGGGACUCUUAAAAAGAUACUUGUAACCGGUGCAAUGGAGGCUGAGGAGUUCGAAGAGAUCUCUCUCGACCCCGGCCACAAGGUGAUACCUCAAAUCUACGUGGAUUCUGCGCAGAACUACCUCUUUGCUGUCUCUAUUUACAAGGUGAGCAAGAUUCGUGUCGAAAAAUGCCACCACUACGCAACGUGUGAGAAGUGCCUCGCCUCUCGGAAUCCAUUCUGCGGUUGGUGCUCUCUCGAAAGACGAUGCACGGUGAAGGCCCAGUGCCAGAAUGCCACGUGGACCCUGGCCGAGCGCAGUCCCUCCGCGCGCUGGCUGUCCCUGGGCUCUAACAAGUGCAUCGACUUUCUGGCCGUGCGCCCACACCAGCUGCCCUUUCGCUCGAUGGCCAUGGUGGAGCUCGUGAUCAACCAACUUCCGCAGUUACCGUACGGAGCUCACUAUCUCUGCGUGUACGGCAACAGCGCGCCAAUCCAGGCCCGGGUGACUCAUCUCGGCUUGGCCUGCAUGUCUCCGCUGGUCGCUGCCAGGCCACCCAUCAUGCCGGGCACAGACCAUGUGGCUGUCGACCUAGCGGUGCGGUCGAGCGAAACGGACACGGAUUUUAUCCACCGGGAGUUCGUCUUCUUCGAUUGCAGCGUUCACAAAACGUGCAAGUCGUGCGUGAUGAGCUCGUGGCCGUGCAACUGGUGUAUGCACGAAAACCUUUGCACGAGCAACGCGACCGACUGCGCCCGCCGGGUCAUCAUUGGAGAGAGCAAUUCGCAAAACUCACUGAUCAAGGGUCGUCAGCACUGCCCGAGCUUCAGCAUUGACGAUGAAAUACUGCUGCCGCACGAGGCCCGCAAAGAAAUCGCUGUUGAAGUGAAGAACCUUCUCACACCGCUGGAAGGAUUUCAGUGCGUGGUAGAAAUCGAGGGAGCCAAGGAGCGUGUGUUCGCCAGAAUCCGCGACAACAAGGUCAUCUGCACCGAAAGUACGUACACUUACCAAGCCGAACAAGGAGAGCUACAAGCAUCGCUUACCGUCCUCUGGAAUGGUGACACGUUCAUCGACAAAACGAACGUGACUCUGUACAAGUGUCUUCUGCUGGGAAGCCACGGCGGUCGCCAGGACUGCUCCCUGUGCCUGACGCGGGACAAGCGCUACCAGUGCUCCUGGUGCGGAGGCUCCUGCAACUACGGACCUUCGUGCGUUGAGCCGGUCACCACGUCCUGCCCGCCUCCCAGGAUCGAUUGGAUUCAUCCUUUGAACGGACCCGUGGAAGGGGGUACCCUGGUGACCAUUGAAGGCAGCAAUCUGGGAACGAGCGAAGAAGAGAUCCGCGACAAGAUUCUCAUCGGAGGCGUCCCUUGCGUCCCCGUUGAAUACAGCGUCUCCGUCAGAGUGGUCUGCCGAACGCAGCCAAGCCCGCACGGCGCUCAAGCCACGUACGUCGUGAUCGGUAAUCGAGCGGGCAUCACCAAGGCGCAGGAAAAGUUUCACUACAAGCCCGUGGAGCUCACCGGAGUCCUGCCGAAGGUCGGACCACAGUCUGGAGGCACGAGACUGUACUUGAACGGAACCAACCUGAAUGUUGGUAGUCACGUGAGCGUCCAUCUGGAUGACAUCGUCUGCCACGUCGAAAGAUCUCUGGCGAGUAGCAGCCAGAUCAGUUGCCGGACGUCGAGGUCCCCGUUCCCGUCGUACCAGGUCUCGCAGCUGACUCUGCGCAUCGACGGCGCCAACCUGACACUGGCCAAUCCCUUCUUUUACACCCAAGACCCGUCUUUGCAUCGGAUCCAACCGCUCAAGAGCUUUCUCAGCGGGGGCAGACAUAUUCAUAUUUACGGAACCAACCUGACGUCAAUCCAACAGCCACGAAUGGCGGUCUUCAACAGUCUUCGGCAGAUCAACGAAACCUCCUGCCACGUGCUGAACUCGUCGGUGAUGGUCUGCCCGUCCCCUGCCGUCGUGAUUCGCACUUCCGGAUCCGGAAACUACGACGCAGACGACGAAGCAGACGUGAUGCCCCAAGCCAUCGCCAGGGGCCAGUACCAGCGUAACGCGUUCGAAGAGGAACUGGAUGCUGUGAGGCUUCGAAUCGGCUUCAUCAUGGACGACGUUCUGAGCGUCCAGGAGCUGUCAAAGUUUUACCCAGACAUCGACUCGGACUUGACAUACGUGUCCGACCCACGGUUUUUCCCGUUCGACAACGACGGUGUCAAGCUUUACAAAGGGGAAUCUCUUGUGAUUGAGGGAGAAAGCCUUCGACUGGCCAGCACGGAGUUUGAGGUGAACGUGACAAUAGGAACUCGGCCCUGCAACCUUACCUCCCUCACUAUGAGCCAGCUUGUUUGCACGCCGCCCGAAGUCCAGCCUCCUGGAACAGACGAAAUCGGACACAGAACGGAGAGCGAUCUUCCUGUGGUUGUGGUACGGGUAGGCAAUAACCUCCGUUAUGAAGUUGGCUACCUCCGGUAUGAAGUCGCCAAAAUGUACGAAUUUCCCCCUGAAGCAAUUGGAGCUAUAGCCGCGGGAGGAACAGUCCUUAUGCUUUUAAGUCUGGUCAUUUUGGCCAUACUGAGACACAAGAACUCACAAGCCGAGAGGGAAUACAAGCGCAUUCAACUUCAAAUGGACACCCUUGAAAAUAGCGUGAGGUCGGAGUGCAAGCAAGCGUUCGCUGAACUUCAGACUGAUAUGACGGACCUGAAUAACGAUAUACAGUCUACGGGGAUACCGACGCUGGAUCACAAGGCAUAUUUGAUGAAAGUGUUUUUCCCUGGUGUACCAAACAGCCCCAUUCUACAAGAGGUGAAGCAAAUAAAUGGUCCCUACAACAACUACGAGGUGGCUAUGACAAAUUUCGAGAUGCUCAUCAACAACAAACGUUUCCUGCUCACAUUCAUUGACACCCUGGAAAACCAAAAUACUUUCAGCAUCCGGGACAAGGUCAACGUCGCCUCGCUUCUCAUGAUUAUCCUGUUGGACAAGAUGGAAUACGCGACUGAGAUUCUUAAGGAACUGCUCUUGAGACUUGUGGACAAAUACGUCGGAACAAAGCAUCCCCAACUGAUGCUAAGAAGAACCGAGUCUGUGGUUGAGAAAAUGCUAACAAACUGGAUGGCGCUGUGCAUGUAUGGAUACAUAAAGGAGCACGCUGGAAGGUCACUGUUUCUGCUGUUCAGUGCCAUUAAACAUCAAGUUGAGAAAGGGCCGGUAGAUGCUGUAACUCACGACGCACGCUAUUCUCUUUCGGAAGAACGCCUCCUCAGGGAACAGAUCGAAUACUCGACAAUUGUUGUCCAAGUCAUUCAGGAAGAGCAAGAUGAAAAGAUAUUCUGUAGAGUGAACGACUGCGACACAAUCAGUCAGGUGAAGGCGAAAAUUUUGGAUUCUUUGUACAAGAACACGCCGUGCUCGAUGAGGCCCUUGAUAUCUGAAGUUGAUUUGGUAGAAUGGCGACACGGAAGGGGAGGACACCUGAUUCUCCAAGACGAAGACCUUACCACGAAGCUGUCCCAUGGUUGCCAGAAGAUCAACACGCUCGCUCAUUAUGGAAUUCAUGAUUCGGCCGUCAUGAGCCUCGUGAGCAAAAAGCGGCGAUACGGCACCAACGGCACCACUCAACACGGGCCUAUCAGCCCUUUCUCGGCGAGCAACAACAAUUACGAGAGUCAUUACGGCACAGCAGUCAAAUAUUGGCAUCUCGUCAAGCCGCUGGACGACCGUCAGGAAUGUCAACAGGAGCAGAGGCACAAGGCUAUUCCCGAGAUUUUCUUGACGAGGCUGCUCUCGACAAAGGGCACAAUACAGAAGUUCGUUGAUGACUUCCUGCACACCAUCUUGACAGUCAACGACAGAUUACCGUGUGCGGUGAAGUGGCUGUUCGAUUUACUUGAUGUCACCGCAGCGAGGUAUGGCAUUAUGGAUGCGGAAGUGUCCCACGCUUGGAAGAGCAACAGCUUGCCCUUGCGGUUUUGGGUUAACCUAGUGAAAAAUCCAGAUUUUAUAUUCGACGUGGAUAAGACGCCGAUCCUAGACGCUUGCCUCUCAGUGAUUGCGCAGACAUUCAUGGAUGCUUGUUCGACGACAGAGCACAGACUCGGCAAGGAUUCGCCUUCAAACAAAUUGUUAUUCGCAAGGGACAUUCCGAGUUACCGAAGAAUGGUCUGCAAGUUUUAUCAGGACAUCUCCAAUCUUGCUCCAGUGACCGACCAAGAGAUGAGCGCUGCUAUGCAGUCGCUAUCAUCUGCGCACGCUGGGGAGGUGGAUGUCCUGAAUGCCUUGAAAGAGUUGUAUAUUUAUGUUACAAAAUAUUCGGAGCAGGUGAUCGAAGCUCUUGAGGACGACGAGGAGUGCCAAGAGCUUCAGCUUGCUCAGCGGUUGGAAACUGUGGCUUGUACACUCAGUGCCGAGAGGACUUUGCCUUGCUGAGCUUGAAGUACUUCAGCGACGGCUGUGUUAGCAUCAAGCACCUCUGAAUAACUGCGCAGAAGAACCUCCUCGCAAGGAAACCACAAAAAACAAAAAAAGCGAUCCGCGAACACUUUGGACUUCUCAAAUUCCAACUCUGGAGCCUAUGUGAGGACGGUGCCCAAUGUGAUCUGUCUCAAGUGUACAUACACAAGGUACUCUACGGCCAUGCUGGCUCAAGUGACGACGAUUGUGUCUACUCUUUGUUUUUGUACCGAUGCAGUGCGUUGUGUGCGUGUGUUUGUGUAUAUGUACCCGGAAAAAAAAACACACCUGUGCCUCAGUGUGCCCUCCUCAGCUUGGCGGCGAUGACUGAGACGCGCGGAAGAGUCGUGUUCCCGGAAUACGUGAAAAGCUAGAAAAAGGGAAGUAAUUUAUUUUGUACAAGCUGUAACGGAGCAGAUGGCCAACCUGGCAGGGUCGCGGGCGUUUUGUUAAUAGGCCUCUCUGUACACGCGGGUGCGAUUUCAGGGUCAUCGUGAGAGAGACCAUUGUGCAACGUGGUCUCGGGGAGUCCAACAAGGUCUGAACUGAUGUUCCCCGUGAUAGCCGAUUUGAGCCGCAUGAAUCAGGGCGUAACUUGUACGAGACGCAGAUGCAUGAGUAUAGGUGCUGUAAGAUACUGCAAGGGUAUAAAAAUGUUCGAAGCUAAGCGAGGCGCGAGGGAGGACUGUACAAAAUAAAAAAAUAGCUAGUCAUUGCAUCAAACCUUCUUGUGUUCUCAUUGCACGGCAUUACAAAGGUGGAAUCUCACCACAAAUUUUAUAGUUUUUCCUUGCUUUUUUGGGCAAAUAAUCAGUUAUUUACCAAUGUAACUGUAUUCACAAUUCCUCAAGGAAUUGCAACGAUUUUACAUGGUGAUGCUUUGUAUUGCAGCUAGAUCAUUUAUUAGGUCAAAAUAUGUAGAGGCAAAGUGUCUACACUCACCCCCCCCCCCCGCCCCUUUCCAAACAACAACAACAACAACAACAACUAAGUUUGGUCCUUCAAACAUGAUGCUAUCUACAAUACUGUUUUAUUAAAUUGACGAUUUCGAGAAAUAUUAAGGGUUCGGCCCUAAAAUAACGCUUUAAGUCCUGUGACAUAAUGCACACUCUUUUAAGCAUAAGGUCCUGCGUCUCACUUUGUACAAUGUGCAACCUUAACGUACUCGCGCGAAUGCUAAAGAACAAGGGGCAGCUAAUGUUACGCUGCCUUAAACAGGGUCUUCAAUGUUUGUGCAUACGCUAUGCAUCCGUAUCGGUCUGCUGCCUUGCUUAAAAACGUCUCACCGUACGUGGUGGCUCUGCGGAAGGUGCAGUGAACAUGUCGUGUAUUAAUAUGCUCCGGUACUUAAUAGGUUUAUGUAGAGAAAAUAAAAAGAAAGUGCUUUGUAGUUCCAUGUUUAACUAUUCCAUUAGUGGUAUAGUUGGUGAAAAUAGGUUCAGUUUGAAAACUAUUUUUUAUACAGAAGGAACUGAAGUGCAUUUUUUGCAUUAUUUUGUGGAUUCUGGUGUGAAUAAAAGUGCUGGAGAAUGAA